This is a messenger RNA of Metopolophium dirhodum (rose-grain aphid), 993 nucleotides long. RefSeq lists its product as uncharacterized. Lineage: Eukaryota; Metazoa; Arthropoda; Insecta; Hemiptera; Aphididae. Gene Ontology annotation, molecular function: protein dimerization activity. The transcript has 2 exons. The record is from RefSeq and is a predicted model, not a curated record. The coding region runs from base 540 to 980 and encodes 146 amino acids.
AGUAGUCGGUCGGUCAGUCGAUGACAAUCGCGUAUAUUUCGAUUUUAUUUUCGUGUAGCCGUUAUUGUUCGUUAUCGUUCGUUUACGCGUAUUCAGUUUUAUGUUCGUUAUCGUUCGUGUGCGCGUAUUCAGUUUUUAUUGAAUAUUUGUUAUUCAAGUGUAUAAUUUUUUUUAAAUUUAUAUUUUAAAAUGAGUAAACCUAUGAGUGGAGUACAAAAGCGCAAAAAAAAAAAUAGAACAAAAAUUGAAAGAUGCUAAACUGCCCAAAUUAGACAGUUUUUUAAAAAAUACAGUUGAAUCUACUUCGGAAAAUCCUACUAUAACUACAUCUGUUUUUGAAAUACCACAUGAAAACUCCGAAAAAAAUAACGUUAUCGAUAUUUGUCAAAAUAUGAACAAUACUGAUGAUUGUGAUAUAUUGUUAAGUAAAAAUAUGACGAUCAUUUGCACAAAACAGUAUCCUACUGAUAUAGCUAAUUAUAUACAAAAUUCAGUUCUGAGACAUCUGAGUGUAGAAGAUAAACAAUUUAUUGUUGAACAUGGUCCUUGUAGACCAAGUGGUCCUUUCAGUCGUAAUGCGGUUGGACGAUGUUUUGACGAAUCAUUUUAUUACACCGUAUCAAAAGCUGGACUGCGUAUUUCACGAUCGUGGCUUUGUUAUUCACCGGAGCUCCAUAAAUGUUACUGUCAACCUUGUUGGCUUUUUGGAGACAAUAAUAUUAAGCACCAAGAAUGGAUACGAGGCUACUCUGGACAUAAUUAUCAAACAACUCGAACACCGUUUUAAUGUGACGGUGGCCACCGCAGAAAGAAGUUUUUCUAAACUCAAAAUAAUUAAAAACUAUCUUCGAAGUACGAUGUCUCAAAUUUGUCUGUCAAGUUUGGCAAUAAUAUCAAUAGAAAAGAAAAUUGCGAAAGAAAUUAAUACAUCAGAUAUUAUUUCUACUUUGGCAAAUAAGAAGUCCAGAAGAAUGUUUUAAGUUUUGAGUUAAU